Messenger RNA from Phalacrocorax carbo (great cormorant), 1752 nucleotides. Lineage: Eukaryota; Metazoa; Chordata; Aves; Suliformes; Phalacrocoracidae. The record is from RefSeq and is a predicted model, not a curated record.
CGAGGGGCUCCACCUCCCGGGGAUUAAAGCCCGGGGCCGGGCAGCGGCGAACCUGUCCCGGGGAAAGUUCUGCCCGAGCUACCACCGGCUCGGACGGACACCGGGACCGACACCGGGAGCGGCCCGGGGGUGCCGGGGGCCGCAGGGGAGCCGGAGCCCGAGCCCCUCGGGGUGCCCUCUCCCAGCCCCGCUGCCCUCCGUGUCGCUGAUGACCCUGAACACACAGCGUGGGAGCAAGAGCCCGCUGCGGAGGAGGGCCAGCACCCCUCUCCCGCGGCCGGGGGUGCCGGGCGUCACGCUGCGGGGCGAGCCCUGUCACCCCCAGCUCAGCCACUCUGCGUCCGAGCCGGGUGGUAGGGCCGCAGCACCCCGGGGCAGCUGGUCCUCUGACUCCUCGGGCUCCUCUGGCUCCUGGGAGCCCCUCUACCGCGUAGUGCUGCUGGGCGACCCCGGCGUGGGCAAGACCUCCCUGGUCAACCUCUUUGCCGGCAUUCAGGAGCGGGACCUGCUAGAGCAGCAUGGAGAGGCCAUGUAUGAGCGCACGCUGUCUGUGGAUGGCAAGGAGACCACUCUGCUAGUGAUGGACACCUGGGAGCCAGAACAGUGGCAGGGUGAGGAGAGCUGGCGCCGCAGCCAGUGCCUGCAGGUGGGGAACGCCUACGUCAUUGUCUACUCUAUCACCGACCGUGGCAGCUUUGAGAGUGCCUCGGAGCUGCGCAUCCAGCUGCGCCACGCACGGCAGGCCGAAGACAUCCCCAUCAUCCUGGUGGGGAACAAAACCGACCUGGUGCGGUGCCGCGAGGUUUCCAUUGAAGAGGGCCGUGCCUGUGCCGUGGUGUUCGACUGCAAGUUCAUCGAGACAUCAGCAGCUCUGCAGCACAACGUGGAUGAGCUUUUUGAGGGAGUGGUGCGGCAGAUCCGCCUGCGCCGUGGGGGCAAGGAGCCCCGUGCGCUCCCUGCUCCCAGCCAGAAGCGCAAGGAGAGCCUCACCAAGAGAGCCCGGCGCUUCCUCGACAGGCUGGUGGCCAGGAACAGCAGCAAAGUGGCCCUGAAAGUCCGCUCCAAGUCCUGCCACGACCUGUCUGUGCUCUGAGAGCUGCCGCCUUCCUGACCCUCUGCACACACAGGCUGGGAACUCUCCUCUCUGCCAGCAGCGUGGCCAGUGGCUCUGUCGGUGCAAGGACAGCCCAGACAGAGCCAGAGUGAUGCUGAGGAUGUGGAGCUGUUUUAAUUGGUGCUGAGGGAUGCCUGGGCUGCUCUGGAUCUGGCCACUUCUCCAGGAGAGGGGACAAGUGGACCUGGGUCCCCUGGGCUGCACCCCAGGCGUGGGACAAACACCUGUGCUUGUGAUGGUGGGAUCCUGGCUUACAGAGGCUCCUGUGGAACCAGAGGUGAGGGGUGGCCAUGCCCCAGUGCAGGGCUGCCUGCAGGGCUGGAGCAGCUCCAGAGGCUGCCAGGAACAUGGCCAGUCCUGCUUGUGGUGCCUGUCCUUCAGAGGGCAGCAUGGACCAGUGAGGGCACCAUAGUGAUGCCCUCCUCGAGGACAUCCUGGAGCCUGGCCAGGGAAAGGGGCUGGUGGAGCACUGGCAGCAUUGUCUGGCACCCCUAGCCCCUCUGUGACAGCACUGUGCAAGGGCUUCGUGCCAUGUUUCCCUGGUACCAGCGUUUCUUGGACUGAGGUUUUUCUGCUGUCUCUGUACUGUUGCAAUGGGGAAACCCCUCAAUCUGCAGAAUAAACCGUGUCAGGGAGGU